AACUCUCGGAGGGAUUCCUCGGUUAACGCUCCGAAUAUGACAUUAUCAUCGGUCACAACCCUCUCGAAGCUGGCUACGCGUCUCGCAGGGGCUACAUAAGCACUAGGACGCAACCGGCGCACGGAUCCCCUUUCCCGCUCAUGACAGUUACACUCAUUCCUGAUGUAUAUUUUGAGGAUCACAUCGUUGACUCGUAUGAGUGGGCGCUUUGGGGCAUCUUCUUCGGUGCCGUACUCUGUGGCAUUUCGAUCAUGCAGACAUGGACGUAUGUUCACAACAACAAUGACCGACUGUCCUUACGUGUCUUCGUCCUGGUUACCGUACUUUUCGACACCGCAGCGAUUGUAUCAGUGCCUUUCGCGUUCAUAAACUUUAUCGAGAGCUACGGAGACAUUCCUGCGUUGUUGAAGGUUCCCGUAGCCUUCCCCAUCGAGACCUCCCUAUCGAGCAGCGUCAUAUUCAUGGUCCAGAUCUACUUCGUUCACCAGCUUUACGUCCUGUCGCAACGAAUGACCUCCAGGUUACGACCGCUGCGAGUCGUCGCUGGAUUUUUCACGUGCGCGGGAUUCGUGCUGAGCUGGCUCAUGAUCGCCGCCUCCGUGAUCGCCCCUGACAUACCUCAUUUGAAUAGUGGAUCGUUUUGUUUUUAUACCUUGUUCUGCAGCAUCGCGUUGCUUCUCUCUGACGUGCUCGCCACAAUUUCCUUCUGUUCUGUCCUACAGAGCUUCAAGACGGGCCUUGGCACAGAUAACUUUCUCAAGAAGCUUGGCUUUUACCUUCUUGUCCGCGGUUAUCUAGUGACUGCGUGCCAACUGGUGACGUUGAUCCUCUUUCUUUGGCGUCAUGUGGGCAUGGAGUGGACGUUAUUUCACAUCCUAUUAUCGAAAGUCUACGUUAUCACAAUGCUGGCCAUGCUCAACUCUCGCCGGCAAUUGAGAGCGUUGCUCGAAGACGUCUCUGUGAGCUUGCCGCCGAUCCCAUCGGGAGGGGAACUCCGGUUUGCGGACGUGUCGACGUGGGUCGUGGCGGUACGCACCGGUCAGACAGUACAACUUGAGGAGGACUCGGACGUGAUCACAGGUCCUUUCUUGAAUGACGACCACGAGCGCCACUCGGUAGACGUCACGGACUCGGCGGCAGACGACGAUGAAAAAGAUAUGAGCAUAUCCACUGCCUUCAUGCUCGUGGGCGACGAAAAGAAGGUCACCCGAGAUGUCGUGAGCAAUAUGGUAUGA
Messenger RNA from Punctularia strigosozonata HHB-11173 SS5, 1235 nucleotides. RefSeq lists its product as uncharacterized. Bases 141 to 1235 code for a protein of 364 amino acids. The record is from RefSeq and is a predicted model, not a curated record. The transcript is spliced from 15 exons. Lineage: Eukaryota; Fungi; Basidiomycota; Agaricomycetes; Corticiales; Punctulariaceae.